Messenger RNA from Planococcus citri (citrus mealybug), 9931 nucleotides. RefSeq lists its product as uncharacterized. Gene Ontology annotation, biological process: DNA integration. The transcript has 2 exons. Gene Ontology annotation, molecular function: nucleic acid binding. Bases 4412 to 9550 code for a protein of 1712 amino acids. The record is from RefSeq and is a predicted model, not a curated record. Lineage: Eukaryota; Metazoa; Arthropoda; Insecta; Hemiptera; Pseudococcidae.
AGUCCAUAGGAAGGUCACAUUUCACAUUUGAAAACUAUCUCACAGUUUUUGCGCCAAUUUUAGGACAAUUUUUAAUUAUUUUUGCUGACUUCCCAAUCCAACCUUUUUUUCUGGGGAGUGGCUGCACUGGUUCACUGUCGUCAAAGAAAUGUUACUCCGCACCGUUUUUUUGAAAACCUACGUAACAGCUCGUUCUGAUCGUAUUCAUCUGUCAAGUUUUGAAGUGUGGAAAAAAAUGUGUCCUUCGGCUUGUCUUUUUAUUUACCCUAAUGAACCCACCAAAAACGAUAAUUGAGAAAGGGAAGUUAUUCUACAUGAUAAGUACACAUCCUUCAUUGCAUGUUAAAAAUCAAAUAAUGUCCUGUAAGAUAAGGCUAGAAACGAAAAAACGUUGAGAUUGUCCUUCGGCUUGUCCAGCGCUCAUUUGUCCUUCGACUUGGCCAAAUUUCAGACAGCUGUGCUUUUAUCGCGCUAGUCGAGAUAUUACACGAUAAUAAAAGCAAAAUUUGACAUUUUCUCCCUCCCCAUGCCUCACCUCCACCCCUACCAAAAAAUAAAUCCAGAUUCGAACUGUGUGGCCUCGAAAACAUAGUUAUAUCCACAUAUUACACGAUAAUAUAAGCAAAAUUUGACAUUUCCCCCCUCUCUACGCCUCACCCUCAACCUCUACAAAUAAAAUAACUCCAGAUUCGAAUUCUGCGACCUCAAAAACAUAUCAAUCGAUGUAUUACCCAUCGAUGAGGGUCGAAUUCUAAUUAUCACCGUUUUAGGGGGGCCAGGGCCACAGUGGGGGGAUUGAAUUGAGGCCAACACUACAAGAGGGAUCUGGGACACCUAUACAAAUGAUUCCCACUUGAAAUUUUCCAAAAAAAUGAUUUUUGUUUUUCAAAAUUAUGCACAUCAAAAUUUACCCUUUUUUUGAGAAUUACCCAAGUGUAAAAUUUUAGGAACCGUGUAAAUGUUUGCUGGUGGACGGAUUUAUUGAAAUUUCAACUCAGCCACUCGGCACUCUAAAAACACGAAUAAUGAGCAAAUACAACGAUUUUAGUGUAAAUUCUACAGGCAUCGAGAAAAAAAGAAAGAAAAAAAAACACUGUAGUAAAGUAAGAUAAUAUGUAGGUGGAUAAACAAAACGAGAAAUCUGCCAACUAACAUUUAUCUGAAUGAAAUUUCACCACACAGGAUAUCCAUAUCAACAACCAAAGGAUAUUCGUUGUUUUAAAAAUAAUGAAUAUCGUUCCUGUGAUCUCGAUAACGAUGGAAAUUCAUACAUGAAGAUUUCAGAAACUGAUUUAAAAGAACAAUCAAAUUACACUUUCAACAUAUGCAAUACGAAUGGUUGUAUUAAUGAUACCUUCAACGCCGUACAUAUGACUGAAAAUGACACCGCUGAGCUGGAAGUAACUUCGCUUCAAAGUUAUACACAAAUUUGCUGUUAUGAUCCGUCAACAUCAGUUUGGGAUGCACGAUGGGUGUUCUGUGAGAAUGAAACAGAAAUGAUCCUCAAAGUAAGACAAUUUCUCAACACACAAAAUACAUAAUGAAUUAAACGUAGGCAUACUACCUCAAGCGGUCUGCGGUAAAACGACACGAUGAUGAGAGUAUAGUGAUAGGUACUUUGAGUGGCAUAGGUAGUAUGAUGUAUGUCUCGGGUGAAAAUCAGGCAUCGUAGCACAGGUCGUGUUUUUGUAUUAUUUGCGAAAUGACCGAAGCAAUUUUUAAUUUUGUAUUUCUUACACGAAAAUCGUACAUUUUUCAAUAAGUAUGUAAGUAGGUAUACCUACAUUGAAUGUCGUGUGUACCAUAAUCCAAACUGGCCGGACCACGCUUUCAACUGUGCACAACCAGGAUUGUACAAAAUACGAAACAACAGAAAAGAAGUGUAUAAUUUUGGAUAUUCAUGGUCCUUGAUUUUGUAUUGUGCGAAUUGGAUUUUUAAGAACGAAUUCAGAAAGAAGAUAACUUAGCUGUGUGUGGUUAUUGUAGCCUCAUCAAGAACUACAUCGCCAGAUCGCACCGCUAAUGGAGCUGCGCGAUUCGCUACUCAGGUUCACAUCUUCCACUUAUGGUGGAAGCUGCGGGCGCACAACCUACUGGUACAAAUUUCUUUCAAAUUGUAGUAAUUUGAACGGGUAAUCGACGAAAAAAUCUCCUCAUUGCUUCUGCCCCUUUUGUCAAUGAAUUGAUGAGAUGAGAAAGCCCAUUUUGACAAUGUUAUCUUGUAGUACAAUCAAUGUGUUUGGCAGUUAUAUCUGGGGAGGUCAAGAAAUGUUUGCAUGUACAAGUACAACAAUAUUCGCAAGAUUAUUCGUCAACUAUUCAUUGUAUUUUGUAUUUACCACUUUUUUUUGUCAUAAUUGAGCUUUUUGAACAUUAGGUAUCUUUUCCUUAUUACCAUUGUGGAAAUCGUUAUGAUAUGAUCCUACGUUUCAGCAGUCUAACCGAUGGUACAGUAUUUACAAUGUUGUACCUAAUUAAGCAUAGAUAUAACAAAUAGUGAAAAGUUUUACAAAAAUGGUGUUUUUUUCAUCUGUUUAAAAUUAUGGCAACAUUUUUUCAAUAUAAUUAUAUGUUUCAUUGCAAAAUCAUAGCCAGAAAAACUGCAUUAAUCGUAAAUUCGUUGGCAAUGGAGGGAGGUGGGAGAGGAGAUUUUUUGACAUGAUUGUCUACAUAUCGGUGAAAUAUUUUUAAAAUGCAAAAAUAUUCAUUUUCUAGGUUCCUGUUUUUGUUUAAACUUGUAAUUUUUUUCUCUAUCGAUUUUUUUAGGUUUUUGAAAGUGGCAACACUAAUUUUGACAUCAUCCGUCGAUUACCCUUUCAAAGAAAUACAAUUUGAAAACAGUUUAAAAUUCUACCUAUACCACGUACAACCAGAGCAAUUUGCAACUGAAAAUUUCCAUUUUCGGUCAUUUUGGAGAACUUUCCUGAGUUCCACAUCUCCGUCAAAAAAAAUCGAAAAAAUGUCCAGUUUGCGUCAUUCGUCAUCGUUUGAUGACCUCUACAUGUGAUCUGAUUUUGAAAAAAAUCGAAGACCCCUGGUGCAAAAAUCCGCCGAUUUCGCAUGGAAUAACCUACCUGAACAUUAAAAAAUGAAAGUAUUAUUGUUUUAUUAAAAUCGCCAGGAAUUAAAAGUUCAGCCAUAUUAUACUGCUUGUUGGACUCUGUCUGAGGCACGUACAGGUACAUAUAAAACAAAAAAGCUGGUGGACACAGAAUGGCAGACGAUUUGUACAUUUCAUUUGAAAAUCAGCAAUGUCACAACGAUUAUACCAUCCACAAUCACCCUUAAUAAUUUUUCAACAAAUCAAGCUAAAUCCACAACUGAAAAUAUUCUGGGUACGUUAACUUUCAAUAGGCGACGGUACGAAUAAUUGCAUUUUCAAUUUGGUACCUACUUGGUGAUAAAAGGAAAGGUAUCUAUGCGAAUUUCAGAAACACGGAAUGUGAAGUUCAACUCAUCCACAAUCAUCCGCAAUUCAACUAACCAGGCUACAACCAUAUCAGAAAAUACUCUCGGUGCGAUUCCUUUCAAUACUUGUUUAGAUAAUAAUUACGCUCUCUAUCGGUAUUAGUUACCAUUUACCUCGUCUGUAUAUUUUCCCUUAUCUCUCUAUCAGUCCACUAUCAUCCGAAUGUGUAUCAUAACGUGUAAAUAUAGCAAGUAUGCUUUAAUGAGUAUUUCUUUCUUUUUUACUCGAAUAUACGCCAAACAAAUGGUCCUUCUGGCCGGAUAUCAGUUAACUCGAUUAUUAAUCACUCGUUUCUCUCGUUUAAAUCAAUUAAAGUGCAAUCGCGUAUGUGUUUUAAUUGAUCUCGAACAUCUCUCGGAAAACGAAAGUUUUCACCUCGUCACCUCGUUUACUCGCUCCUGUGUUCCUGUCAAGGGAAAUCUACCCGAAACCAACUCGAAUUCGACUCGUUCCAGCUUCAUUCGAAUCAACCUGUAAGUCUUUCAUCGUAAUUUACUUCGUUGUGCUGAAAAAAGCUGGCAAUUUCUGCUGUAAAAAACCAAAAAGCAGCAAGCUUCGACAACCCGGUGCUGUUACAUUGUUUCACAACGCCGAUACGUUCGAACCCCGCUCGCCGCACCCGCCAGCUCGCCGAAAAUCACCGUACCUCGUCUUACCUCGCCUAUCAACGUUCCUGCUACACACACGCUCGUCGCUCCGCACCCCGGACCUUGUAUCAGCAGCAGCAACGCUCGUUUCUCGUCGUAUCAACUCGGAAAUCGCCGUACGAAGCCAGUACUUGUUGUUAUCACGUACUGAAACGUACCCCUCGCCGCGCCUACUCUGUAAAAGGCUCACGCAACUCGUUCCUCGCAGUUUCUGCUGUUAUCAACGCAGAAAACACGUAAAUAUUCUCGCUACCUCGCAUUCUCGACUCGCCUUGAUCAAUAGAAAUUAUUCAUCAUGCCAUCUGAUGAUGAAGAUUUUGGAGAUCUGACGUAUGAUCAGUGUACACGUAACAAACGACUGCUGACCAAAAAUCUGAACUAUGAUCAAGCUGAUGCACUAGCUAAAUUGAAUGAACAACCAUCGCAAGAUUUAGUUCAUCAAAUUGGUGCUAUACUCGAUUCGUGGUUGAAACAGCUUAGAAAAUUAGAAGCUCUAGACCAGCAAAUUCUCGACCUACUCGAUCCUAAGGCCUACAAAGAUGCCAAAGAGCUGGAAAAGGCUGAAGAUGAAGUUGUGAAACCCUACAACGAUUCUCGAAAGAAAUUCAACGAAGCCAAAGGUUUGUUGAGUGCAAUGGCAGCUCGCAUCAACAAAGCUGAUCAAGCUGCUCAGCAAAUGGCUAAAGCUCGUAAAUCCAUGGAUUCGUCAUUCAUUGGUGAAAAUAUGCUCGGAAACCCGCUCGCUAAACUACCAGACAUCAAAGUGCCUAAAUUCGAUGGUGAUAUUACAAACUUCACAGAAUGGCAUUCGAUGUACGUAGCAUUGGUUCAUUCGAACGAUAUGCUGCAACCAGUGCAUAAACUCUUCUUCCUCAAAGGUGCUCUCAUCAAGGAUGCCGAAUACCUCCUCAAAGAGACACCAGUAAAAGAGGGUAUGUACGAACUCGCAUACCAAGCAGUAUUGACCGAAUAUUUCAACGUUCGAGCCAUUAUUGCUGCUCAUUUUGGUAAAUUACUCGAUAUGCCGUCAAUUACGUCAUCCACGUUACGCGAUUUGAUCAGUAAAAUUCGAGCACUUAUCAGAGGUUUACAAACAUGCGAUAUCGAUGUUGCGAAGAUGUCUCCUCUCAUAACGUUCAUCACUGUUCGAAAACUGCCCGAAAAACUUCGAAUAGACUGGGAAAACAGCAACCUAGACUAUUCCGCAUAUCCCUCGUUCGACUCACUCGAUAAAUUUCUCAGCGCUCGUUGUUUUGCUUACGAAACAGCCAAUCUGAUGUCUUCUACCUCGAAAGCGACACCAGAAAAAACAAACGGCUCUUCAAAGAAGACAAAAUCUACGUUGGCAGUCUCGAGUCCUUCCAGUACUUCGCCGCAGACUACUCAACGAACUCCCUCGACUGUGCUGAAAUGCUUCGACUGCGGAGAAGCGCAUUACCUCUUGCAGUGUCCGAAAUUUCAAGCAAAGAACGUUACAGAUCGCGAACUGUACGUUACCUCGAAAAAACUGUGCAAAAAUUGCUUGCGUCCUGGACACACUAGCAACGUUUGUCGCUCCUCAAAAUGUCGCACGUGUGAAAAGAAUCAUCACACUAUGCUUCAUCCCGAAUCAAAACCAGACCCGAAAUCCGAUGACCAGACAAAAGCAGUAGUAGCAAUUCGUUCUGGUAAGGAUGUUCUUCUGCCUUCUGCUGUCAUCAAUGUGCAAAUUGGCAAGAAAUUUGUACUCGCUCGUGCCUUAAUCGACUCGUGUUCACAAGUCAAUCUCGUUACUGAAGCAUUUGUGAACAAACACCAUCUCGUUAAACGCCCAUCUACCUAUAGUCUCGAAGGUAUUUCAUCUCAAACGGUACAUACAAGCUAUGUUGUGUCGUUUACGGUGAAAUCGCGUUUCAAUAAAGCUCAGCUGAAAAUCGAUGCUGAACUUAUUGGCUCACUACCUUACACGAUCGACUCGAAAAUGCAACGACACGUUGCCACGCUCGAACCAGACCUCGCUCUUGCCGAUUCGGAACUCGAAACCAGCCACGUUGACAUUCUCAUCGGUGCUGAAUACAUCAGUCGUAUCAUGACUGGCAACAAGAAGUUCGUCGGUGAUCUCGCAUUCGAAGAAUCGCUCUUCGGUUGGCUCACGAUCGGAGCUGUCAAAGUUCCACCUCUCGAACGAAAAUGCUGUUUGCUUAGUACAACAACGCACGACGUACUAGCUAAAUUUUGGGAAAUCGAAGAAGUCAAUCCUCCCAAGAUUACUCUCAGCGAACAUGAGCUUUGGGAAACCCACUUCCAAAGCACACGAAUUCGAUUACCUGAUGGCAGAUUCCAAGUUCGAUUACCUUUCAAGGAUUCAACUGAGAAACUCGCUAACACGUAUCCUCAAGCUCUCAGUGCUUUGUUAAAGUACGAGAAAUCGCCACUUCGACCUCGAUAUACCGAAUUCAUGCGCGAAUAUCUCAAUCUCGGUCACAUGCGUCUCGUUAAAGAUCCAGAUGCAGUUCAGCGAUACUACAUUCCGCACUUACCCGUGUUACGCGAAGACAGCUCGACUACAAAACUGCGCGUAGUGUUUAACGCUUCUGCCAAAAACAAAUCUGGUCUUUCUCUGAACGAUAUCUUGCUGAACGGUCCGAUUCGUCAAUCGUUUCUAUUCAAUAUUCUCAUUCGAUGGAGAAUUUUCCUAAUCGCCUUUUCUGCUGACAUCAAGAUGAUGUAUCGUUGUAUCGGUAUGAACGAAGAUGAUUGUCGAUUUCAAUCAAUCUUAUGGCGUUUCGAUCUUGAUCAACCUGUCGAAGUAUUCGAGCUCACAACUGUGACAUACGGAACAGGUCCAGCCGCUGCCGAUUCUACUGCCUGUGUCAACGAAGUAGCUGACACAGAAGUACACGAAGAUGAACCUGAAGUGAAAGAAGCGAUAAAGGAAAUGACCUAUAUGGAUGAUAUUCUAUCUGGUGCGGAAAACGUUCAAGCAGCUAUCGUUAAAGCGCAAAAAAUUCACAACGCGCUUAUGAAAGCUCAAUUUCCUUUGCGUAAAUAUGUCUCAAACUCGACUGAAUUUCUCACCUCGCUCGCUCCUGAACUCGUUGAAGAAUUGAAACCAGUAUCGUUUUGCUCUGAUGGAGUUGCAAAAAUACUUGGUCUUCAAUGGUACCCGAACGAAGAUGUGCUGCGUGUUCACCAUCAAACGGUGGAUAUUUCGAAAGUCACUCUCACCAAACGAGUGGUAUCCUCGUUAAUUGCCAGCAUCUUCGAUCCGCUCGGUCUCGUAAACCCCAUAUUGAUUCGAGGUAAAAUCUUGCUUCAAGAAAUAUGGCGGCAAGAUUUGGCGUGGGAUGACCAAAUUCCUCACAAAAUUGAAAAAAGUUUUCGAGAAUACUACCAAGACCUUGAAAAGCUGUUUUCUAUUCAAAUACCUCGCGCUUACUCGACAUUUGCUCCUGAUCGAUUCGAAUUAAUUGGAUUCAGUGAUGCAAGUGAAAAAGCUUAUGGUGCUGUCGUCUACAUCAAAUCGUAUUCUUCAUCAUCAAUCGCUGUCUCGCUCGUUGCCUCAAAGUCGAAAGUCACACCGAUGAAGGAGCUCAAAGUUCAUCGACUCGAAUUACUCGGUGCUGUACUGCUCGUUAAUCUACUCUCGAAUAUCUCCAAAAUGCUGAAAUACGACGUCUCGAAGUCACGAGUCUUCUCAGAUUCUCAAGUCGCACUCGCUUGGCUGAAAGGUCCAGCAUCUCGAUUCAAUACCUUCGUACGCAAUCGUAUCGAACACGUCAACUCGAUCAUACCGUACGCUCAAUGGAGUUACGUCAACACGAAAGAAAAUCCUGCUGAUUUGGUCACUCGAGGUGUAUCUAUCGAAUCGCUCAUCGACAAUCAACUUUGGCUCCAAGGACCUAGUUGGUUACAAACCAAAGAUACUCCGAAAGUCGAAAUUAGUUUACCCGAGCCACCUGAAAAACGUCGAACUGUAUUGCUGUUAUGUCAAGCAACUACAGAAGCAUUCAUCAGCGAAUAUUCAUCGUACGAAAAGCUGAUUCGAAUGGUUCGAUUGUUUGUAACGUUCUACGCUCGAUUAUCUCGUUACGAAUUGCGAAUUUCGAAGAUCAUGUUCGAAGAUCCACGAUUACCGAUUUACGUCAUCGCUCGAAUUUCUCAGCUUACUUGGUUCAAGAACGAAAUCGAAUCAAUCCAGAAUCAAGUACCUUUGAAAUCUCGUAACACGCUCGCUUCGAUAAGUCCUUUUCUCGAUCAGUUUGGAGUACUCCGGGUAGGAGGAAGGCUUCGAAAUAGUCGCUUCUCUUACGAUGUAAAGCACCCGAUCAUCUUACACGGACAGUCCGAGUACGCCAAACUACUCGCUCGACAUAUUCACGAAAAAUAUUACCACGCAUCACAAUCGUUUACUCGAUCAUUCAUACUCAGUCGCUACUGGAUAGUUACUGGAGUUCGGCGACUAGUGAAAAACACCAUCGAUAAUUGCGUCUGGUGUACUCGAAUGAAAGCUCAGACAGUUAGCCAAAUCAUGGGUGAUUUGCCUACUGAACGCUUAACCAUCGCUCGUCCGUUUACCAAUGCCAGUGUCGAUUACGGCGGUCCUUUCACGAUCAGAUGUACUAAUCAUCGAACACCAAAGUACAUCAAAUGUUAUGCCGCUUUCUUCGUUUGCUUGGUGACUCGCGCUGUAUUCAUCGAACCUGUGUCCGAUCUCUCGACGACUGCGUUUUUAGCCGCUUUUCAACGCUUCCGGAAUCGCCGAGGUACUCCUGCGAUAAUGUACUCCGAUAACGGAACGAAUUUCGUUGGUGCUAAGAACGAUCUCGAGAAAAAUAAUCCCGAACUCGCACUCGAAUGGAAAUUUAUUUCUCCUAGAACUCCACACCAAGGUGGAGUCUGGGAAGCUGCGGUCAAAGCUGGGAAAAAGCAUCUACUAGCUGCGACGAAAGGAGCUGUUCAAACCGAAGAAGAAUUCCGAACAGUUCUCACAGCUGUCGAGGCAAUCCUCAACUCUCGACCAUUAUAUGCCUCUCGUAAUUCGACCGAUGUUGAGGAGAUCGAUGUCCUCACUCCAUCUCAUUUCCUGAUUGGUUCAAGUUUGCUCGAAAAGGACGAUCCUAGCCCAUUCGAUAUUACAUUGGGCGAAAGAUUGACGCUUCAACGUCAGAUUAUCGAGUCAUUCUGGCAUAAUCUGAAAUCGAGCUAUCUUGCCAAACUUCAGACUCGCUCGAAAUGGAAAAAAGCCGAACCGAAUCUUUCAAUCGGUGAUAUCGUCAUAUUGAAAGAAAAUUCGUCGCCAUGUUCAUGGCCCCUCGGAAGAAUCAUCGAUGGCAAACCUGAUGCCAAAGGCCACCUACGAAAGGUCUCCGUUAAGGCCAAAGGAUCGAUUUUCCAACGAGGUGUCCAGGAAUUGGUCAAACUUCCAGUCGAAACGAAAAUCGCUGGAGAAUAACGUUCGAAUAAUUUUAAACUCGUUUUGGAUGUUCGAAUAAUGUAAAUAAUUGUUCCUUUUCAUGUAAAUUAUUGCAUUUUAUUCACUCGUUAAUUUUUAAAUUGUUUUUUGUUUUUUUUCUACUCGCUCGAAUGUAAAUAUCAUACGUAAUCGUAAUUUCUCGUUGUAUAGUUUAAGUACUACUCGAAUGUAUAUAAUUUAUUUAUAUUUAUUUCUUAAGACCCUUGGUCUUCCUGGGGGAGCUUUGUUUAGAUAAUAAUUACGCUCUCUAUCGGUAUUAGUUACCAUUUACCUCGUCUGUAUAUUUUCCCUUAUCUCUCUAUCAGUCCACUAUCAUCCGAAUGUGUAUCAUAACGUGUAAAUAUAGCAAGUAUGCUUUAA